Suillus paluster is the source of this 1460-nucleotide messenger RNA. RefSeq names its product cytochrome P450. The record is from RefSeq and is a predicted model, not a curated record. The transcript has 15 exons. Gene Ontology annotation, molecular function: iron ion binding; heme binding; monooxygenase activity. The coding region runs from base 129 to 1424 and encodes 431 amino acids. Lineage: Eukaryota; Fungi; Basidiomycota; Agaricomycetes; Boletales; Suillaceae.
CGGUCUUCGUUGUUGUGCCCCGGCCGUGUCACAUAAUACUCGGUUCCAUAUAUUCGGAAACUCGAUUCGAAAGCCUUGGCGUUGUACGUACCGUAUUUGUCAAGUGUUCGUAAUUCAUAAAGUCAAGAAUGGAUUUAUCUUGGACGACUGCGACGACUGCGCUGGUCACAGCAUUUACGAUCUCAAAGGUCUUGAAGUUCGUGUCCGGUCUGAAGGCGGUGGAUUACCUUCCGGGCUUACGGGUGCCAUUUCAACCUCUCAGUUUGCUAGGUGCGGUCGUACCAGAAAGGUCAUGGAACCCAGGUUUAAUCUUCGUCUGGACGUGGAGGCAUACUAGAAACAUCUAUCGUCGCUUUGGAAAUGACACUGUCUCGGUGGUACCCUUUUUCUCUGGUGCACCGACACUGUAUACGCAAUCUAUGGAGGUCACCAAGCAGGUCGUGACGGCUGGUCAUAAGACGGGUGUAUUUGGGAAGACUGAUGAUAUGAGUCGUGCGUUUCUGUUUUGGGGCCCCAGUAUCGUUGUUGUGGAACAGGAUCAGUGGAGGAAGCACAGGAGGAUCGCUGCACCUGCAUUUAACAACGACAUCUAUAAACUUGUCUGGAAUGCUACACAAAAAGUGUAUGCCGACAUGAUCGAGUGUGAAAGGUGGGCAGAGAAAGCGACGAUAGACGUUCCACGUGUCCAAUCACUGACGUUCAAGUUCACCCUCAUCAUCAUUGCCACCUGCGGCUUCGGUCUCCCAUUUUCAUGGGCAGAGCCCCCCUCUCACGAUGGACAAAUGUCCAUCCAGCAGUGCUUGGAAAUCAUAACGGUUAACAAUCUCUUUGCGAUUGCAGCUCCAAAGUGGGCUUGGAAACUGCCGCUACCAUGGGUUCGCCGUACCCGCCAAGCGUUCGAUACCAUGAGGGCAUUCAUGAAUUCACACGUCCAGGCGAGGCGUGAGGCCAUAAAUUCCUCUGCAGGCGCCGACACAGCGAAAGACGUCCUUUCGUUGUUUGUUCGAGCGAGCGAAGAUGACGGGGGCAAAAUGCAUUUGGACGACAAUGAAUUGAUCGGGAAUAUAUUUGCGUUACUAUUUGCUGGUCAUGAGACCACUGCACACACUCUGGCAGCCACUCUUGGCUUCUUAUCAUUAUACCCAUCCAUGCAGGAAGAGAUAGUCGAGCAAAUCCGCGAAGUCACUAAAGGGCGCGAAAAUGGCGAGAUCACAUUCGACGACUAUGGAAAACUAGACAAGGCUCUCGCCGCAUUUUAUGAAGGGGUCAGAAUGUUCCCUUCCGGUGUAUUUCUCAUAAGGGAGGCAAAGGAAGACACUGUGCUCAAUCUUUCAGGCAUGGGUGAAGACCCGAAAAUGUUGCCUGUUAAGAAAGGUCGUGGUCGAUAUGGUUGGCGUCCAUUACAACCCACGGUAUUUCUCUGAUCCAGAAGAGUUCAAACCUGCACGAUGGUGUGUGGA